Molecule: messenger RNA, 3795 nt
Organism: Colletotrichum spaethianum
Lineage: Eukaryota; Fungi; Ascomycota; Sordariomycetes; Glomerellales; Glomerellaceae
Product: structural maintenance of chromosomes protein 2
Exons: 4
Coding region: 1-3795 (1264 amino acids)
Biological process (GO): sister chromatid cohesion
Cellular component (GO): chromosome; cohesin complex; nucleus
Molecular function (GO): ATP binding; protein binding; ATP hydrolysis activity
Source: RefSeq, a predicted model, not a curated record
AUGGGAAAGCUCAUUCGUCUGGAGCUUUUCAAUUUCAAGUCCUAUAAGGGCCAUCACAUUCUGUUAUUCGGUGACUCCUACUUCACUUCCAUUAUCGGGCCUAAUGGAUCUGGAAAGUCGAACUCUAUGGACGCGAUAUCCUUCGUGCUUGGCAUCAAGUCAUCGCACCUCCGAUCAGCCCACCUCAAAGACCUCGUGUACCGCGGUCGCGUACUCAAAACCUCCAGGAUUCAGGAUGACGGUUCAGCCCAGUCGAACGGCCAGUCGAACGGUUACAGCAACCGUGAUGGAGAUGAGCUGUCGCAGAAGGCUUCCCGCAGCGAUCCCAAGACCGCAUGGGUCAUGGCUGUCUACGAAGACGAUGCGGGUGACGAGCAAAAGUGGAAGCGCUCUAUCACGAAUCAGGGAUCCAGCGAGUAUCGCAUCAAUGAUCGCGUUGUAACCGCCCAGCAGUACAACGAAGCGCUUGAGUCCGAAAACAUCCUGAUCAAGGCUAGGAACUUCCUCGUCUUCCAGGGAGACGUCGAAGCUAUCGCUGCACAAUCACCUCAGGACCUUACGAGGUUGAUCGAACAGAUCUCCGGUAGUCUGGAGUACAAGGCCGAAUACGAAAGAUUACAGACCGAAGCUGAGCAAGCUGCCGAGAACCAGAGCUUUCAACUUCAUCGCAGGCGCGGUAUCAACUCCGAAAUUAAGCAGUACCAGGAACAGAAAAAGGAGGCAGACAACUUCCAAAAAAAAACGGAGGAGAGGGAUGAAGCUAUCGUCAAGCAUGCCCUUUGGAAGCUGUACCACUUUCAGCGCGGCAUGGACGAGUCGACUGAAAAAAUCCAUGAUCACCAACAAAAUCUUCAGGAGUUCCAGCGCAACGUCGAGUCCUUCAAGAGAAAACUCGAUGUGGCCCAAAAGGAACAGCAGGCAGCGGCAAAGGAGGUUCACGGUGUGGAAAAGGCCAUCAACGCUAAGAAGAGGGAGUUUGACGAGCUGGAGCACAAACUCAUCCCUAUCGACGCCAAAAUUGAAGAAAAGACACGCAACAUCGAACAGUGUCGCUCACGGAUGGAGCCGGUCCGUAAAGAGCGUGACAAGCAGGCUGAGCUCAUCAAGGAGGAUGAGGCUCGGCUCAAAACUACUGAGAAAGCCCAGAGGCAUUUCGAGACGCAGCUGAAGGAACGAAUGAAGAAGCUGGGAAAGGAGCUCAGUGAAGAGGAUCGCAAGGAGUACAACACUCUUCGUUCUCAGGUUGUGCAGAAGUGUGCCGGCAACCAAGCAAGGCUCGAUAACCUGAUCCGCCAGCAGAAGACUGACGAGGUUACCGUGAACACGCUCAAGGGGAAGGUCGACACCCUCUCAGCCGCUCUGGAGAAAUAUGAAGGGGAGUUGGAGACUCUUGGAGAACGGAAGGCAUCAACUGAGGGCAACAUCAAGGCAUUAUCCCAGGAGAUUGACACAAAGAAGAAGCAAUACCACCAAAUCCAGUCGGAGCGCGUCAGAACCAGCCAAAGACGCACGGAGUUGGAGGAGAAGCUUGAGACCGUUGCCAAGCAACUGCGCGAAGCAGAUGAUGGCCGUCGGCAAAACGACCGAGAAGCCAGGAUGAAGGAGAUGGUCAACAACCUGAAGCGGCUCUACCCGGGCGUUAAGGGUAGAGUGGGCGACCUCUGCAAGCCCAAGCAGAAGAAGUACGACGAGGCUGUCAGCAUUGCUUUAGGCCGAGACUACGAAUCAGUCAUUGUCGAUACAGAGAAGACGGGCCACGAAUGUGUUCAGUACCUCAAGGACCAGCGCUUCCCACCAAUGACCUUUAUUCCAUUGGACAACAUCAAGGUCAACGCAGUGAACGGGGCUAUCAAGGGCAUUUCGGGAGCCCGGCUCACCAUUGACACCAUCGAUUUCGAUCCUGCCUACGAGCGCGCCAUGGCUUAUGCCUGCGGAAGCUCAGUUGUGUGCGAUAACGAGCAGAUUGCGAAGCUCAUAUCGUACGAAAGGCGUAUACCCGUGAAGACGGUCACCCUGGAUGGUUUGGUCAUCCACAAGACUGGUAUGAUGACUGGUGGCCGUGGUCCAGAGCCUAAGGGAGGAAAACGCCGUUUCGAGAGCACAGACUUGGAGUCACUGAAGAAGAUGGCUGCCAAAUACAAGGAGGAAAUUGAGAAGCUUCCCAAGUCCGGUCGUCGCAGCACCGCCGAAGAGUCUCUUCAGAUCGAAAUCCACGGCCUUGAGCCACGGUUGGCGAACGCGAAGGCUGAGCUGGCACACUUGGAGAAGAAUUACGACAGCAAGAAAAGAGAGAGAGACAAUGAGGAGAGACAGCUCAACGAGCUCGCGCCCAAGUACGAAGAAAAGACGGCUGAGCUCGAAGCAACUAAACGAACUGUGAAGGAGUUCUCUGACGCCAUCGCGAAGGUGGAAGACGAGGUCUUUUCCGGCUUCUGUAGGAGACUCGGCUUCGGCGACAUUCGUGCCUAUGAGACAGAGCACCGAGACAUGCAACGAGAAGCCGAUGAGGAGCGUGCCAAGUUCGAGGUGCAGAAGUCUAGGUUCCAGAGCCAGCUUACGUUGGCACGUGAUAUGCACAGCAACCUGGAGAAACGACUUAGAAAGUUGCAGGAAGCUCUCAAAGCUGCUGAGCGUGACCUGCAGACCUACCAGCAGGAGAAGUCAGAUAUCGAGGAUGCCACACACGAAGUCUCUGACGAACUCGACGCGCUCAGCGAGACACUCGAGGAGUACCGCGGCAAACUGGAAGAAAAGAACCAAAAGGUUUCCCAGGCCAAGGCUGACGUCCAUAAGCGAAGCAAGGAGAUCGACGCCAGACAAAAGGAGAUUAACGCCCUAGAGACGGUGGUGCAGAAGAAUAGCGCGGGCAAGUUCGCGUUGCUUAGGCGAUGCAAGCUUGACCAGAUUCAGAUACCCUUACUCGAGGGCUCACUCGACAAUCUGCCGAACGAGGACAAUAUGCUGCGGCAAGACGCUGACGCCAUGGAUGUUGACGAGGAGGUGGAUGACGAGGAAAUGAUGACGGCUGCUCUCGAGAAUCACGGCAUUGAAGUCGACUACGACAGUUUGGAUGAGGAGAUGAAAAACUCCGACGAUGCCAGUGUUGAGGAGAAGCUGCAGGACAAAAUUGCCUCGCUGACCUCGGAACUCGAGAAGCUCAACCCCAACAUGAGGGCGAUUGAGAGGCUGGAGAGCGUCGAGUCGAGGUUGAAGAACACGGAAAAAGAGUUUGAGGACUCUAGAGCGGCUCUUAAGGCGGCCCGCGACGCGUUCAACCAUGUCAAGGCCCAGCGGUACGAGCUGUUCAACAAGGCCUUUACGCAUAUUCAGGAACAGAUCUCGCAUGUUUACAAGGAUCUUACGCGGUCAGAAGCGUACCCCCUGGGCGGUCAAGCCUAUCUCGAUAUCGAGGAGGACACAGACACGCCCUACCUGUCGGGUAUCAAGUACCACGCUAUGCCACCGCUGAAGCGAUUCAGAGACAUGGAACACCUUUCUGGAGGUGAGAAGACGAUGGCUGCGCUGGCUUUGUUGUUCGCCAUCCACAGCUACCAGCCUAGCCCGUUCUUUGUGCUGGACGAGGUCGAUGCUGCAUUAGACAAUGCCAAUGUCGACAAGAUCAAGAAGUAUAUCCGCGAGCACGCCGGUCCGGGUAUGCAGUUCAUCGUCAUCAGUCUCAAGACUGGCUUGUUCCAAGACAGUGAGAGUCUGGUCGGCGUGUACCGCGACCAAGAAGUCAACAGUUCCAGAGCACUCACUCUCGAUGUAAGCUACAUGCAACCGCGAAUCUUUUAA